This is a messenger RNA of Xyrauchen texanus (razorback sucker), 3349 nucleotides long. RefSeq names its product coiled-coil domain containing 57 (gene ccdc57). The transcript is spliced from 20 exons. The coding region runs from base 120 to 3182 and encodes 1020 amino acids. The record is from RefSeq and is a predicted model, not a curated record. Lineage: Eukaryota; Metazoa; Chordata; Actinopteri; Cypriniformes; Catostomidae.
UAAGGAUUCUCGUAUAUUUAAACCGCAUAUUGUUUUCAUUUACAAAGGGGACAGGGUAUUCGAACAUGCUCACUUAACAGGAUGCAAGGUCUUGCUGUACCCUGUUGUUCGACAUAAUCAUGCAGGAGGCUGUGGACCUGGAGGCCCUACUGGCCUGUAAAGAAAAAGAAUGGAAAGAACUUCAGACUUUGCAGAUCCGACAACUAGAAACUGCUUUGCAAGAGGCAACAACAGAGCUAUCUGCCCAGAGAGAGCGUUUUCUCUGUUUGCGGGAUGACUUCAAGUACAAUCUAUGUGUGCUGGAGGAGAGGGACAGAGAGCUUGAGCGGUAUGAUGCCUUGGCAGCCCAUGCUCAGACUGAGGACAGCGCCAGGCGAGAAGAGGUCAGUGAGCUGAGGAUUGAGAUGGCAAAACUCCAGGAUGCCCUGGAGGAGGAGAGAAAGGCGAAGGAGGACAUAGAAAUGCAAUAUCAGAAGAGAGGAGUUGAUCACCGACUCAAACUGGAAAAGAUGCAGAGCGUGAUGGAAAGUGAGAUCCAAAAGCUCAGGGAGGAGAACGAAACAUUGAGACGCAAUCUCCAGCGACGGAUUCGGGAAUCCGAUGGAGAGCUGGCCCUGCAGAAACAGGAAAUGAUGGCAGAUUUUGACAGUGAGAUGAGAAAACGGGAGCAUGAAUUCAAUCUGAAGCAUGAUGAGAUGAACAGCGUUGUUCUCUCCCAUGAGCUCAAAGAAAAGCUUUUGAGCAAAGAGCUGGAGGUCCACACCAAAGCUCACAACCAGGCCAUUGAAGCCCUGCAGGCAUCUGAGGAACUUUACCAGCAGGCACAAAAAGAGAUCCAGCGCAGAGAUUGGGAUCUAAAGAACACCUCUGCAAUGAAAGACUCCAGGAUAAAAGAGCUUAAGGACAAACUACAGCAAAUGGAGAGCAAUUAUAAAAAAGAGCAGAAAGCCUACAACAGGAAGCACGCAGAGCUGGAACGCAGGUCUCAGGAGAAAGAGGAUGCACUGGGCCUUAUGAGAGAGGCUCACAACAGAGAGCUCCAGGAAGAGAGGGGCAGGACCUCAGAGCUGCAGGUCCAACUGGACAGGCUGAUCUUGGAGCAGGAGAGGAGAGAAAGGAGCCAUGCAGAUGACCUCCACAAUAAAGACCAGCAGAUACAGGAGCUCAGAAUGCAGCUGGAAACCACUCGAUCUGGCUGGGAUACUUACAUCACUCAGGUCUCCAAAGAAAUGGUUGCCAAGGAUACCGAGCUGCUUUCUGUAGGGGAUAGAGAUGCCAAAGUGAAAGUAGAGUUGCAAAGGUGUAAAGAGGAUAUAGAGAGGUAUAAGCAUCAGGUAGCGAGUGGGCUGCAGAGAGAGCAGGCACUGGAGCAGAAGAGAGUUCAGCUAGAGUUAGACUGGGAGCAGCGAUGUGAGGAGGUGCGUUCUGAACACUACCUGAGAAGUGAGGAGCUUAUCCAGAGCCUCACAAUGGCCAGAGACCAGGUAACUGCUGAGUUGAGAGAGAAGGAAAGAGAGUUGCAGGAGACGGUGACACUCCUGAAAUGUGUCACAGUAGAGCGAGAUAAGGCACUGUGUGGAACCAAACCAGCACCAACUGGAAUUCUGGCUUCGGACAGAAGCAGUUUCCCUUCAGAGGAAAUCAAUAGACUCCAGCAGCAGAACAGCAGUCUUAGAGCCGUGGUGGCUGAGAUGAGGAAGGAGAUGGAGAUCCUGAGCAAACAGAUGCCUCCAGGUCAGAUUCAGACCACUGAUCCAGAAUCCAGCACUGCAGGGACUACGGAGUACAGUCAGGAUUUGGAGAAAGAGAUGAUGGCUCUUAAGGCCAAUUGUCGUCAUCUUGAGGAGCGGUUGGAGGAGGCGUUGAAGACCACCAAUACCGUCAACACCCCUGCCCUUGCUUUCCCGGUUUCCCCUGACAAUGCUUACCUUCAGAACCACAUCAGAUCACUCAAUGAGACCAUAGGUGGGCUACGAGUGGAUAAAGUAGCCAGUGCUGCUGCUCUAAAGAAACAGGAAGUUAGGCUGGCUCAUUUGGAGUCUGCUGUGGAACAGCUCAACCAACAGUGUCACUUAAAACACAUAGAAAAUGAGGGAUUACGUCUGGAGAUGGCCAACCUGAAGAGGGCAGCAGCAGCUGAAGAGGCGAGGAUGAAGCAAACACUAACAGCCACUCAGCUGGAGUUGAAUGAAGUGAGACAGGAGGCAGAGGAGUACCAAAAAGGGAGUUUGCUACAUAACCUGGAGACUGUUGCCCUUGGUAACCAGGUGUCAGCACUGAAGAUUGACCUUGCAAGCAGAAGAGAGCCAAUUGUUCUUAACCAGAGUGGGAUGGUGAAGCAGCAGCUUCAAGUGGAGAACCUGUUACAGAGUUCCGUGAGAGGGGGCGCUGUGGGUGAUGUUUCUCUGCUCCAGUCAAAGCUCAAACAGGCUGCACGCUUGAUCUCCAGUCUCAGUCAGGACAAACGACAGCUCAUUGAAAUGGGCAACAGGCUCCGGGCUCAGCUGACAGAGGCAGGACUGGGGGUUUCUCAGUUUCGAAAAUCAUACUUACAACCAAGUAAUGAACCAGAGCACAGCCUGGUGGUAAAAGACCCUUCUCAAUCAGAGAAUGUAGUCCAGCCACAGCGCCGCUUAUCUACCCUGGAACAGCUACAGUACCAGCUAACUACUCAGGAGCUUCAAUAUGCACAGAGAGAUCAAAAUAAGAAAACGGCUAUUAUUGUUCGUCCCCAAUUCUCUGAGAGUGAGAGAUCAGACAGACACGGAACAACCAACCCCUGGGAGCCACCAGUCAGAGUUCAGUUUCUGGGCAGUAAAGAAAACACACCUUCAGAACGGAACCAAUCUGAAGCCCCACAACAAAUGCCUGGGUCACCCCACAAUUUGGUGUCAUCUGUGGGCACAGAUGAGUCUCUUAAGGAGGUGUGGCAGAUGUUGGAUCGAGGUUUGAGCUCCUCAGUGUUUUCUCCAAGUGACAGUGAGGACAAAGGUACAUUGGCUGUAGCAAACAGAGGAAAGCAAGAAAUUAUUUGUCAGCCUCCUUCACUGGUCAGUGUGGAGGGCACCAAAGCAUUACUACAGGAGAAGAAGAAACAAAGUCACACAACAUUUGUACCUGUAAAAAAGACACGUCCAGCUGGAAAUCUGGCCAGGAUUCGAAAUUACAACAUUAAAGACUGAAUAAAGACAUCAUGAUCAUUUUGGGACAUCCUGUUUAAAGGAGUUUGCUAUUUGAAGAGCUGUAUUUUUGUAAUUUGCUUUCUUUGCAUCAUGCCUUUUUAAUUUUUUGUAACAAUUUUUGUAAACAAUCUAAAAAUGUACUGUAUGAUAUGACCAGCAUAUAAAUA